Prunus dulcis (almond) is the source of this 2790-nucleotide messenger RNA. RefSeq names its product GTPase-activating protein gyp7. Lineage: Eukaryota; Viridiplantae; Streptophyta; Magnoliopsida; Rosales; Rosaceae. Gene Ontology annotation, biological process: activation of GTPase activity. The record is from RefSeq and is a predicted model, not a curated record. Gene Ontology annotation, molecular function: GTPase activator activity. Bases 786 to 2459 code for a protein of 557 amino acids. The transcript is spliced from 5 exons.
GUAGUGAGAGCUCCCAGUCCGAUCCUCCAAGUCUUCGAUCUACUUUUCCACAGUCCCACAGUCCACUCCCUCUUCAGAGCUAGAGAGAGAAAGAGCGAGAUUCGCAUACGCAGAUAGAGACUAGAGAGAGAUAUAUGGAUAUAAUAUCGCAAAUAAAAUAAUGGUUUUCAUUUUUAUUUUUUAUAAUUUCUGCCUUUCAUGGAAAGAGAGCGAAAGCUCUAAAAAGAGAAAGCCAGAGGCAGUUGGAGAGAGAAACCGAGGAGGAGAGAGAGGGAGAGAGAUAGACUGCCAAGGGUUUCAGUUUGGUAAUGGUGAAUUAGCUCUAUAGCGCCUGAUCGACGAAGAGGAAGAAUUGGCCCUAUACGAAUAACCCUAACACCAAACAGCAACAAUCGCAAUCAGAGAAGGGGCUCGUCGGAUUUCCCUGUACGUUUCCUCAUUGAUGCUCUUCGGCGGUGGAGCCGAUGGUUGGAAAUGGAUCGUGUUCGCGGAGGCUAGCACCGGCGGCGGCGGCGGUGGGAGAAGCGGUUCGCUCAUCGGCGCCAGCGUCGGUGGCGGAAGCGGCUUCUGGUCUUGGACUGCUCCCCCCAAUGUCGGCUUAGCCGUCGCCGUCACGGCCAUGGCCGGUAUCGCCUUGGCCGCGACAGUCGUCUACUCUCGUAGGUAAAGAAAACAAACACAAAUUCCCCAAAAAAACUGAAUCGAAAUCCCUAAUUUGUUGUGAGAGGAAAACCCUAGAUUCUUCGCUAGCUAGAUAGGUUGAUAGGUAGACAUUACACACAUAGAUGAUUACGCAUCAGAAACCCUUAAAGAGAGCCCUACGGCGGAGUCACACUUCCUCUAAUUCAUCUCCACCGUCGUCAAAUUCCACAUCUUCACCGUCAUCGUCGUCGUGGAUUCAUUUGCGAUCGAUUUUGUUAGUCGUUGCUUCCUCGUCUUCCUCACCAGUUUCCACUGAUCGGGGUAGUCUUAAAUCACCUUGGUCCCGUAGGAGAAAAAAACAUGCCCUUCUACCCAAACAAUGGAAAAGUUUUUUUACACCUGAUGGGAAACUCACUGAUGGCGGUCUCAAGUUUUUGAAGAAAGUUCGCAGUGGAGGUGUUGAUCCAAGAAUCCGAGCUGAAGUGUGGCCAUUUCUUCUUGGAGUCUAUAACGUGAACAGUUCCAUGGAAGAAAGAGAAUCUGUUAAAAAUGAGAAAAGAAAAGAAUAUGAGAACUUGCGGAAACAGUGCCGGAGAAUUUUAACAAACAGUGAUAAGAGCUUUAAGUUGAACGAAGCUUCUGGAAACAGUAGCACCGAGGGCAGUGGGGAUUUCAGUCAAGUUUUAGAUUCUUCUGGCCAAGGGGAUGUUGCAAGUGCCAGGGAGUCCAUUUCAACUGAGGGAGGAAACCAGUUGGCCAAGGAUCCUGAUAAGCCGGUUGACCAUCAAGGUGUUCAGUCUUCUAAAUCAUGUGAAGGAGAUGAUGAGAAGAGUGGGGUCACCUGUGAAGAUGCCUGUGCUGGCGGCAAGACAGAAUCAACUGAUUCUGAUUCCUCUGAAGACGCUGAUAUCACUCGACCAUUACUCGCCACUGAAGUAACUGGAGAAAAUUAUGUUGACGACAGUGCUAAGGAGAGCUCCUCUCCCUCCAUUAUAGAAAACAAGUCCAAAUCCCACACAGCAGAAGAUUUUGUCACAUGGCAGAGGAUCAUCCGCCUUGAUGCUGUGCGUGCAAAUGAUGAAUGGAUCAUUUAUUCACCAUCACAGGCUGCUGUAUCAGAGAUCAAGGCACAAAGACUAGCUGAGAGUGUCGGGCUGAAGGAUUACGAUCACUUGGAGCCGUGCAGGAUUUUUCACGCUUCUCGCCUGGUUGCAAUCCUGGAAGCAUAUGCGGUGUAUGAUCCCGAGAUUGGUUACUGCCAAGGUAUGAGUGACCUACUUACUCCAAUCAUCUCAGUGAUGGAAGAGGACCAUGAAGCCUUCUGGUGCUUUGUGGGUUUUAUGAAAAAGGCACGGCAUAAUUUCCGGCUGGAUGAGGCUGGAAUCCGAAGGCAGCUUGGCCUUGUUUCCAAGAUUAUCAAGUGCAAAGAUGUUCCUCUCUACAGACACCUGGAGAAGCUUCAAGCGGAGGAUUGCUUUUUUGUGUACAGAAUGGUGGUGGUGCUCUUCAGGAGGGAGUUGAGCUUUGAGGACACUCUUUGCCUCUGGGAGGUAAUGUGGGCAGACCAGGCUGCAAUCAGAGCGGGGAUUGCCAAGUCUGCUGGGGGGAGGAUGAGACUAAGAGCCCCUCCUACCGAUGAUCUCUUGCUCUACGCAAUAGCGGCCUGUGUGCUACAAAGAAGGAAGCUAAUAAUAGAGAAGUACAGCAGCAUGGAAGAGAUCAUGAGGGAGUGCAAUAGCAUGGCUGGCCGUCUGGAUGUUUGGAAACUUUUGGAUGAUGCCCAUGACUUGGUGGUGAACCUUCAUGACAAGAUUUAGAAACACCCAAUGCUAAUGGUAGGCUUUGGUUUUUUUUUCUUUCUUUCUUUUCCUUUUUAAUUAUUUUUAAUUUGAUGUUGCACCUGCUGAGGAUCCCUUUGAAAGCAGGAUCUUGAGGUCAUGUUCACACUGCUUGAAACAAGCAUCUGAUAGGCACUUUCUGUAUUGGGAGUAAAAUUAUGGGAUUUUUAUAUAUAAAUGUAUUGCCCGCACUCUGUGCUUCUGCAGAGUGACUGUGGCACAGCAAUGCAGAAUUAGUAAUUCAGAUCAACCUCGCUCCCAUUCAUAAACGAAUUUUCCCCUUUUGAGUGGGAUGAUAUUGGUUCUUUCA